This is a messenger RNA of Hipposideros armiger (great roundleaf bat), 966 nucleotides long. It is a transcript of the gene MRPL12, whose product is annotated as mitochondrial ribosomal protein L12. The record is from RefSeq and is a predicted model, not a curated record. Gene Ontology annotation, cellular component: mitochondrial large ribosomal subunit; ribosome. Gene Ontology annotation, biological process: translation. The transcript has 5 exons. NCBI's taxonomy places the organism in Eukaryota, Metazoa, Chordata, Mammalia, Chiroptera, Hipposideridae. Gene Ontology annotation, molecular function: mRNA binding; structural constituent of ribosome. The coding region runs from base 94 to 690 and encodes 198 amino acids.
GAGCGUCCUCCCCAGCGUGUAUACUCGGCAGCCCCGGCGGCUAGAGUGUCCCUCCUCCUGGGAGCCGCGUGUGACCUUCCCGCCCGCGGAGCGAUGCUGCUGGCGGCCGCUCGCCCCCUGUGGGGGCCAUGUCUCGGGCUUCGGGGCACCGCGCUCCGCCUCGCCAGGCAACAGGUGCCGCGUGUCUGCACCUUGCGGCUGAUGAGAUGCAGCAGCCAUCGAAGGGGGGAAGCCCUCGCCGGUGCACCCCUGGAUAACACCCCCAAGGAGUACCCCCCCAAGAUCCAGCAGCUGGUCCAGGACAUUGCCAGCCUCACGCUCCUGGAGAUCUCAGACCUCAAUGAGCUCCUGAAGAAAACGUUGAAGAUCCAGGAUGUCGGACUCAUGCCAAUGGGUGGCAUGAUGCCUGGUGCGGCCCCUGCUGCUGCAGUCCCCGAGGCAGUAGAAGAAGACAUCCCCAAACGGAAAGAACAGACGCACUUCACCGUCCGCCUGACAGAGGCAAAGCCGGUGGACAAAGUGAAGCUGAUCAAGGAGAUCAAGAACUUCGUGCAGGGCAUAAACCUGGUGCAGGCAAAGAAGCUCGUGGAGUCCCUGCCCCAGGAAAUCAAAGCCAACGUCACCAAAGCGGAGGCCGAGAAGAUCAAGGCGGCCCUGGAGGCGGUGGGCGGCACUGUGGUUCUGGAGUAGGCCAGCAUGGAGGACUCAUGGACCAGGGGUCCCAGGGACCUAGGCGAGGCCCCGCCCGCUCCACCCCAGCACCCAGGCACAGCUGACGGGCAGCCUCGGAGUAGAACUGUGCACAGGCACCAAGUGGCAGCCCGCUCUGGGACAGGCGGAUGGACCUACUGAGACAGGGAGGGGAGGGCUGCGGUCUGUGUGAGCACUGGGCUGACUCUGGACCGUGCCUCCAGUUCACGCGCCCUCUGGUGGCCGCUGAGAAGAAUACAUUGUUCAGGCACUGUG